Messenger RNA from Candidula unifasciata, 822 nucleotides. NCBI's taxonomy places the organism in Eukaryota, Metazoa, Mollusca, Gastropoda, Stylommatophora, Geomitridae. The record is from the annotation of a GenBank genome assembly.
AUGAACUCAGAACAGUCUCGAGCGGAAACCUCAGGCUGUCGGCAAGAUGCAUGCUUCCUGAACAGUGCUACAUCCACAUGGAACCAUAGUGUGGCCACCUUAGAUCCCAACAUCUCCAUGAGUAGCUUCACCUGGAACAUCUCAGCGACUCCCGUAUCUGGGUAUAAGUUGCUGACCACAGAGACGAGGACCACACUGAUCGUUCUGUACACGCUCACCAUUCUCUUCUCGGUGGUCGGCAACAUCCUCGUUGUGAUAGUUUUUUCUAAAGGUGGACGCAGCCGGACGGACAUCCGACCGUUUUUGAUCAGCCUGGCAGUGGCUGACCUCAUUAUGGCCAUCUUCUGUAUGCCUUUCACCUUUACCUACGUCAUGACCCGCACCUGGAUCUUCUCCAAGCCCAUGUGUCCGAUAGUUCUCUUCAUGCAACAUCUCUCGGUGUCCGCAAGUGUGUUCACCAACAUGGCUAUCGGCAUUGACCGGUUUCUCGUGGUGACGUUCCCACUGCGAGCUCGGAUGACAACCAAAAGAGCCAGAAACACCAUUUGCAUCAUCUGGGUAUGCGCCACAAGUCUGUCCGCCGUCCAGCUGGUGAUUAGUCGGGCUAAAAGCGACAACAAUACUGUACACUGCAAUGAACAAUGGACGUCCCAAGAGGAGCGUCGAACUUUUACAAUGUUUGUUCUGUUUAUAACCUACGUGAUCCCCUUGGUGAUUCUGGCAGUAACCUACUCCAUCGUGUCUAUACUUCUAUGGAAGCGUACCACCCCAGGGAACGCCCACGAGGGAAGAGAUCUUCAGCAGUUGAAAGGGAAGCGGAAG